This is a messenger RNA of Phodopus roborovskii (desert hamster), 966 nucleotides long. It is a transcript of the gene Tas2r60, whose product is annotated as taste 2 receptor member 60. The transcript has a single exon. The coding region runs from base 1 to 966 and encodes 321 amino acids. Gene Ontology annotation, molecular function: G protein-coupled receptor activity; bitter taste receptor activity. The record is from RefSeq and is a predicted model, not a curated record. Gene Ontology annotation, biological process: detection of chemical stimulus involved in sensory perception of bitter taste; G protein-coupled receptor signaling pathway; sensory perception of taste. Gene Ontology annotation, cellular component: membrane. Lineage: Eukaryota; Metazoa; Chordata; Mammalia; Rodentia; Cricetidae.
AUGGGACCCAUCAUGUCCACUGGAGAAAUGGGCACAGGUCACACAGCUCUGGGCUGUCAGACUGUUGAUAAGACCGUCAUCGCUUUAUUUAUCAUUUUAGUCCUGUUGUGCCUGGUGGCAGUGGUAGGCAAUGGAUCUAUCGUUGUGGUACUAGGCAUGAAAUGGUUGCUCCGGAGAACACUGUCCGCUCACAAUAAGUUACUGAUCAGUCUAGCAGCCUCUCGCUUCUUCUUGCAAUCGGUGGUGAUAGGUAAGAACAUUUAUGUUUUCCUGAAUCCCACAGUCUUCCCAUACAACUUAGUAAUGCUGCUCAUAAAUUUGAUGUGGGACUUCCUGACUGCUGCAACCAUUUGGUUCUGCUCCUUGCUAGGUUUCUUCUAUUGUGUGAAAAUCGCGACUUUAACCUACCCUGUCUUUGUCUGGCUGAAGUACAGGGUGCCCGGGUGGGUGCCAUGGAUGUUGCUCAGUGCCGUGGGGAUGUCGAGCUUAAGUAGCAUCCUGUGUUUCGCAGGCAAUUAUCUGAUAUAUAGCAGCUUUGUAAAGGGUGCCCAUCAGCCUCGGAAUGCCACUGGGAAUAGCUUGAAGCGCUCCCUUGAGAAAUUCUACUUCUUCUCUGUAAAAGUGACUAUGUGGACGAUCCCCGCUGUCAUCUUCAGCAUUUUCAUGGCCUUGCUGCUCGUGUCUUUGGUGAGACACCUGAAGAAGAGCCUCUUGGCCUCCUCAGGACUUCAGGAUGUUAGAGCCCAGGCCCACGCCAAAGCUCUCUUCACGCUGCUCUCCUUCAUCAUCCUUUUCAGCUCCUGCUUCCUGUCACUGGUACUUAGUUCUGCCAGCGAUUCACCGUUUCAGGAAUUCAGGUACUGGAUUUGGCAGGUGGUGAUCCACCUGUGCACGGUGAUACACCCCCUCGUCAUGCUCCUCAGCAACCCUGGGCUGAGAGUGGCCGUGAAGAGGGGCUGCUGCUGA